AUGGGUUCCAAGACAAUUCUUCUAAUUGGCCUUCUGGCUAUGGUUCUUCUGAUUUCAUCAGAAGUGUUAGCCCGGGAAUUGUCUCAGACUUCCACUAAUAAGGAGGCUGAGAAGACAAAUGGGGUUGAAGAAGCCAAGAAUCGAGGAGGCGGAUUUGGAGUAUUAUUUGGUGGAGGUUACCCCGGUGGUGGAUAUGGAGGAUACCCUGGCGGAGGUUACCCCGGUGGUGGAUAUGGAGGAUACCCUGGCGGAGGUUACCCCGGUGGUGGAUAUGGAGGAUACCCUGGUGGAGGUUACCCCGGUGGUAGAUAUGGUGGUGGAUGGGGCUACUGCCGCUAUGGCUGCUGUGGCCCGAGCUAUUACCCUAACUGGGGUUGCAGGUGCUGUAGAUAUGCUGGUAAGGCAGUGGAUGCUAAACUUCACAACUAA
Messenger RNA from Fraxinus pennsylvanica, 429 nucleotides. The record is from the annotation of a GenBank genome assembly. NCBI's taxonomy places the organism in Eukaryota, Viridiplantae, Streptophyta, Magnoliopsida, Lamiales, Oleaceae.